This is a messenger RNA of Podarcis muralis (Common wall lizard), 3416 nucleotides long. NCBI's taxonomy places the organism in Eukaryota, Metazoa, Chordata, Lepidosauria, Squamata, Lacertidae. The record is from RefSeq and is a predicted model, not a curated record.
AUGAUGGUUUCAGUCAAUAAAGUGCCUGUCAAGGACAGGACUGUCUAUCUCACAGUUGACGUUGAUGAUGUGGAGACAACCACUUCCUAUGUCACAGAUGAGAAUGGUGAAGUCUCCUUCUCCCUGGACACAACCAAGUGGCACGACAUGGUUUCCAUAAGGGGUAGAUACAGCCUUGAGAAUGUGACUGGCUUUGAGAGUCUUAUGAUGUCGGAAUCCGAAAGUUUCAUGUGGCUGCAGCCCUUCUACUCUGAGAGCAAUAGUUUCCUGGAGAUCCAGCAUGUGGAGGAAGAGCUGCCCUGUGGAAAAGACCAGGAAGUCCUGGUGGAUUACAUCAUAGACCGGAAAGAACUGGGCCCUGAUGCUGACCAUGUAGAUUUCUAUUAUUUGAUUGUGUCCAAAGGGAAGAUUGUCUCCAGUGGACAGAAGACCGUUCCUGUUGGCCAGGAUGAGACUCUGAAAGGCACCUUCUCCCUCACCUUGUCUACGAGCUCUGACCUGGCACCCACAGUCAGGCUUCUUCUGUACACUGUGUUUCUGGAUGGCGAGGUGGCGGCUGACGUGGAUCAGUUUGAGAUACAGAAGUGCUUCAAACAUAAGGUGACUUUGGACUUCUCUGCGGAGGAGGAGCUUCCAGGAUCAAAAGUCAGUCUGCAAGUCGAGGCUGCUCCUGGUGCUCUGUGCUCUCUCCGUGCUGUCGACAAGAGUGUCCUCCUGUUGGAAGAUGAAACGCUGACACCAAAGAAAGUGUUCGGUCAUUUUAGUUAUGAUUUCUUGUAUUUAACUUCUGGAAGAGGAUUUCCCUAUCGCUUGGAAGACUUUGAGCCAUAUCCUUGCCUGCCUCCUCUGGCUCCAAGCCAAAAGCAAAAGAGGGCCCUGAAGGGAGCCCAUUGGGCUCAGAGUGAGGCCGAUGUUUUUAGCCUGUUCAAGCUUAUGCGAAUGAAAGUUUUCACCAACAUGCAAGUUAAAAAGCCUGUUUCCUGUGACCUGCCAGUAACAAGACGUUUAAAAAGUGGCUUUGAAACAGGCCUGCUCACAAGUGGUCAGCAUGAGAAUGUGAUUUCCGAGAAGCCUCAGGCUGUUGAUUCUACAGAAAGCAAGAAGGAAGAGAAAGCUAAACCCAGGACACACUUUCCAGAGACCUGGGUCUGGGAUUUAGUAUCAGUGAAUGAGGAGGGGAAGGCAACUCACUCGGUCACUGCUCCGGACACGAUCACGGAGUGGAAUGCUGAUGCCUUCUGUGUGGCUGACAUUGGCUUCGGACUCUCCCAACAAGCCAAGUUCCGGGUCUUCAAGCCGUUUUUUGUGGAUCUGAGCCUGCCGCAUUCUGUGGUCCGUGGGGAGACCUUGCUGCUAAAGUCCACUGUCUUCAAUUACAUGAAGGAAUGUAUCCAGGUGAGAGUGAAGCUGCUGGAGUCGCAGGAGGUGGACGUGAAGCCAUGCCCGGCCUGCCAGUUCAGCACCUGCCUCUGUGCUGAGGAGGCCCACACCUUCUCCUGGAACGUGACGGCGACUCAGCUGGGGCACGUCAAUCUCUCGAUCACCGCCGAGGCAGAGGAGACGCAUGAGCUGUGUGGCAAUAAGAUCUCCACCACACCUGCGCGAGGCCAGUCAGACACAGUGGUCAAAUCCCUGCUGGUCAAGCCAGAAGGCGUCCUUGAAGAAGAGACCCACAAUGCCUUCCUCUGCUCUUCAGGGGACCCAGUUCAUGAUGAGGUUUCCCUAAAGCUGCCUGAAGCUAUUGUGGAGGGCUCUGGCCGAGCUACUGUCUCCUGCAUUGGGGACAUUAUGGGCACAUCAAUACAAUAUAUAGACCUUCUGAUUCAGCGACCCCUGGGCUGCGGUGAGCAGAACUUGAUGAAGUUUGUUCCUAACAUUCACAUACUCCGGUACUUGGAGAAGACCAACCAGGCAACCCCCACCUUCAAAGAGGACGUAAUAAAGUACAUACAGAGUGGGUAUCAACGCCAGCUGCUCUACAAGCGCGAUAACGGCUCUUACAGUGCCUUUGGGAUGCAUGAUGCUGAGGGGAAUACUUGGCUGACGGCUGCUGUGGUUAAGGGUUUUGGCCAUGCCAAGACUUAUGUCUAUGUUGAUGAGAAGCACAUUCAGGAUGCUGUGCGUUGGUUGGGGCAGCACCAACUUCCCAGUGGCUGCUUUGAAAGUGUGGGAAGAGUCUUCAACAAUGCCAUAAAGGGUGGCGUGGAUGAUGAGAUUUCACUAACAGCUUACGUUGCUGCCUCACUGCUGGAGCUCAACAUGAAGGAGAAUCGUGCAAUGGUAGAUGAUGCCUUGGGCUGCCUGAAGAGGAACUUGACUUCUGUGGACGAUGCCUACCGCAAGGCCUUAAUGGCUUACGUCUUCACGUUGUCUGGGGACACAGAGAUACGGCAGAACCUCCUGACAGACUUGCGUGAAGGGGCUGACAAAACAGAUGGAAUUGUAUCCUUCUUAGAUGUAGAAACAACAGUCUACUAUCUGCUGUCUCUCCUCAGCACACCUGAGGUGUCCACAGAUGUCCUCAACCAUGCCUCUGAAAUUGUGCCUUCUCUCACCAGCCUACAGAAUCUUUAUGGAGGACUUUCAUCCUCACAGAACACAGUGAUUGCCCUGCAGGCUUUAUCCAAGUAUGCAGCCUUGACCUAUCGUGAGGCAGAAGAUGUGAAGGUGCUGGUGAAAUCCAGUGGGGGUUUCCAGCACGAGUUCCACGUGGGCAAGAAGAACCGGCUGGUGUUGCAACAGGCCCCUCUUGCAGAGAUUCCUGGUCAAUACAAGCUGGAGGUGUCAGGGAACGGCUGUGCCUAUGUGCAGACUACUCUUCGAUACCACAAAGAGCCUCCACCGCCGGAAGCUUUUGCUCUGAGUGUAGAGACAUCACCAGAGGAAUGCAACCAGACUACCAGGAAAUAUUUUGAUGUUCAUGUACAAGUCAGCUACACAGGGGGGCGCAAUGAAACCAACAUGGUCCUGAUAGAGGUGCAUAUGCUGUCUGGGUAUAUCCCUGUGAAGAAGUCUGCGAAGCAGCUCCUAAUGAAGCCCCUCGUCAAAAAGGUGGAGUUUGAGCCUGACAAGAUCCACAUCUACCUGGAUCAGCUGGAUAGUGAAGUUCAAAACUACAGUGUGUCUGUGGAACAAGAAACAGAAGUGAUGGAUCUAAAGCCAGCAAUAGCAAAAGUGUAUGAUUAUUACCAUCCAGAAGACAGUGCGGAAGUUGACUAUAACACUCCCUGCAGCACAGAGAGCACAAAGAAAGACCACCACUAGCUCUGCAUCCGAGGCGUGAAGCAAACCCAGAUGAACAGCACAAUUGCUGCAGGAGAUCUCCCAUCUUAGGUCAUUGUUUUGAGUCUGCUUUGUUAGGUCAUGUACAGAUGAUGUCUUGGCUCCAAAGAUCACUGUGUGCAAGCACAAAAGCA